Messenger RNA from Morone saxatilis (striped sea-bass), 1666 nucleotides. RefSeq names its product zinc finger CCCH-type containing 7Bb (gene zc3h7bb). The record is from RefSeq and is a predicted model, not a curated record. NCBI's taxonomy places the organism in Eukaryota, Metazoa, Chordata, Actinopteri, Moronidae. Gene Ontology annotation, molecular function: metal ion binding; miRNA binding; protein binding. Gene Ontology annotation, biological process: miRNA processing.
AGUACAGGUCCUGUAAUAGUAAGGUAGUAUUGUUUCCACAGUGGUAUUUAUUCUCCUCUGGAGGGGAGCACAGUUCAGCUGCCCUCCUCUUCCUCCUCUUCUUCAUCUUCCUGGAAACUUGUUGCGAUUGUGUCCUGGCACAAACAGCUAACGUUAGCCACCAGUAUCCAGCAGCAGGAACUCGUGCUCCGUCCACACACCAAUGAGAGGGACACUCAAAAGACAAACAUGCGCUUGGACAUUGACUGAUAUUUGGGUGGCCAGUUGUUCCUGAAUCCCUCUUGAACGCUCUGUGAAGCUCUCUGAUCUGAAAGGAGCAGUGAAGUGUCGGCUAUGGAUCCUGACCGACAGAAACGAAGAGAGGAAAUUCAGAAAGCGAUGAGCUUUAUCCAGUCGUCGUUGCCUUUCCCAGAGCCAGAGAGUUACGAGGCAUUUCUGACCCAGCUGGUGUGUAACUUGCUGGACGAGGGCAACUCCUGCUUCCGAGAUGGGGACUGGCGUCAGGCGAGCCAGCAGUACGGGGAGGGGAUCAGUGUUGCCCGCUACGCUCAGGCGGAGGCCCUCGUCAUCCCCCAUGAGCUGCUGGAGAGCCUCUAUGUCAACAGGGCCGCUGCCUACUACCAGACGAGGGAGUAUGAGCGGGGCAUUCAGGACUGUGACAGCGCACUCUGCGUGUUGGAAGGCAGUCGGCGAGCUUUAUACCGCAAAGCGAUCUGUCUGAGGGAGUUGGGACGACUCAGAGAGGCCUACGAGUGUGGAACCAAAUGUCUCCUCACAGCACCACACGACAGGCAGGUGAGUGACCUGGCUCAGGAUCUGGCCAAUAAACUGGGCCUGAAAGUCCGUAAAGCUUACGUCAGCCCACAGACAGAGUCCACCGCCUCAGAAGGAGAGAGUCAUGGGGAGACAUCCCCACCCACAGGAGAGAUGUCCUCCAAUGGGCUGGAAUCUCUGGGUGACAUUGGACAAGCGGACAUGUCUAAUGCGCAGUGCAUACCUGCUCCUUUGGCCACACCCAUCCCAGUCAGCGAUGACCCAGCGACCCCCGUGGUGACCCCGUGCACUGACCUGUCAGAGAGCCCCAGCAGCCAGUCCCUGCCUCCCAUGCCGUACUCCGUCCCCGUGUCGGAGCACAUGGAGGAAUGCAGUAGCAGCGUCAUCAAGGACGAGCUAGACAGUCUGCUGGAUUGCAUCCCUAAGAAAGUCAGUGAGAAUCCAGUCCAGGGUGCUAUCCCCACCAACCUCCCCAACACAGCGGUAGGGCUGCGGCCUCCAUACUCCCCAAGCCUUCCAGCUCCAUCACCACAGCUUCCCCCUGCCUUCUUCAGCUCCCCCAUCAGUGACAUGCCCUCUCUGGAGCCUUACUCGUCGCUGGGCCAGCGGGACCAGGGCUCAACCCAGGCGCAGGACGCACUGGGAGGCUUCCCCACGGGGGCCACGGAUGGAGAAGGGAAGGCAGGAGUCGCUGCUGGCGGGCUGGACUCGUUGUCUGAGUACACUCUCCCUGGGGGACGAGUGUGUCACAGCUUCAUCCCUGGAAUGCGCAACCACAGUGCUGCACAUGCAAAUGGUCCAGCAGGAACCAACCUGUCUCUGCUCUCCAGGAAUCCUCUGGCAGCCACACAUGAGUUUCGGCAGGCUUGUCAUGCCUGUUACAGCCGAAUAG